AUGAGUGUAUUGCCCCAACCCGCUGUAGAAUCCAAGCACCACAAGAGUGGUCAACGGCUCAAUAUCAUGAAAGAAAUCCUCGACACCGAGAAGAAUUAUUUAACGGAAUUAGAGCUAUUAGAAGAAUAUUAUGCUAAACCUCUUAAAGAGUUAAUUGGUAAACAGAAAUUCAUCACUCAACCACUGUACAACAAGAUAUUCAAAGGAGAUUUGGUCAUUAUUAGAAAAACAAAUUCGGAAUUGUACAAUGAAUUAAUAGAAAAUUUUGAAAUUGAGAGAGCCAACAAAGUGCCUAACAAAACAUUUGGACAAAUAUUCCUUCAAUACGCUCCCUUCAUUAAGGGAUACACUCGAUAUUUUAAUGAAUUUGACAAUAUCAAUGCUACUCUCGAAGAUAUUCGUAAAAACAACAAACCUCUCCAAUUAUGGUUAGAUACACAAAGAAAAGAAGCUCAAAACAAACCAUUAGGAGGACUUUUAAUCACUCCAGUUCAACGUGUUCCUCGAUAUAAAUUAUUAUUAACAGAAUUAGUGAAAUAUACUUCUCCUUAUCAUAAGGAUUAUCCCAUGCUCACCAAUGCACUUACUCAAAUUUCAGAAGUUGCUACAGAAUUGAAUACGAAAAUGCGUGAAAGUCAAAAUCGAUCUAGAAUGUAUGCCAUUGAUUUAUAUCUCAAAGGAAGAGAAAAAUUAAUUGAAAUGGAACCAAACAAACAAAUUGUUCAACCUGGUAGACUCUAUUCACAAGAAAUUCCUCUUCAUGCUGUGUAUAGUAAGAAAUUUAAUGUGAAUAUUAGUCAUGCUGUUUUGAUCUUAUUUAACAACAUGUUUAUUUUGUGUAAGAAUUUGGAACCUGAGAAAUCCACAACGUUGGAAGAGUAUGACGGAAGAACCAUUUUUAAUUAUGAAAUUUUUGAAUUUGUUUUUGAGCCAGUCCUGUGCGACGCUCGAUUGGUAGAGAAACAACCCGAUCAAUAUCCAUUCCCUUGGAUUAUAGACAUUCCAUCCGAAGAAGAAAAUAGAAUUGAGGAAGUAGUGAAUGAGAGUGGAAAUAAUACUCCAACGUCGUUAUCGGGUAGCAACAAUACACCACCGCCACCACCCCUCUCAGUGCAGCAGACCAAUCGAUCGUAUAGUGUUGCUGCUUCUACUACUGCUUCUACUACUACUGCUUCUACUACAGCACCUAAUACCACUAUUGGUCAUGAUAGUACAGAGAAAAAGACGACCAAACACAACAUGAAUGAUUUAUACAUUUUCAAAAAACCCUUAUUUCAAUUAGUUUCACAACAUGAUGUCUAUACGUUACAAUUUAACUCAGUCUCAGAGAAACUUGAUGGUUUGAGAGCAGUGUAUGACAUUAUUGAUGAACAAUUCAAAGAUUGUAAAUCUAAAGAAAAAGACCAAAAGAGAUGUCCUUUCUUGAGUUAUGAAAAAGAAAGAAUUCAACUCUACUCUGAAAAGAAGGUUUCAUUACCAAAAGAAUUGAAUGAUGGAGACACUGCCAAUCAAUUAUUUUCCACAUGGAACUAUCUCACACAGAAAGAUUUUCCAAAAAUUAAAUCCAAAAAGAAAAUCGAAGAAUUAUUGUCCAUUGUGAAUGAUAAGAUCUGUGAAGAAUACAAACAAAAAUUGAAUUUUAUUCAAACAGUUGAAGAGCAGGCAUUAGGUGCAUAUUAUGCCAUUGCUGAUUGUGUAGAUGCAGACAAAUCUCUAUUUCAAUUAGAUUUUCAUGUCGGAGAUAUAUUUAUACUUUGGCAAAAAGUGAAAAAUGGAAAGAAAUGGCUACUCGUGCAAAAAUCAGGAUUGAACUUUAGUCCCAUGCGUAAAAUUCAACUUCUCGAUGAGCUCUUACCCAAUAACUUGAAAGAUAUGAAAUCAGUGAUGAGAAAACAGCAAUUGGCAAAAAAGAAGAAACCAAAAACACCUAAACAAAUUAUUUCCAUCUCAGAUCACUAUUGUAAAAUAGAAAAAGAAUUAGAAGCAGACAAAAUGCUCGAAGAAAUUGCACUCGAGUUGAACUUUUUAUCUCUUCUCAAUUCUGACACCAACUUGUCAAAUUUAGAGAAUUCUGGAGGAAAGAAAACAUCUGAGAAGGAUCGUGCAGAAUUCAAAAACCAAAUUAGAAAGUCUGUAAGCCCUGCACUCAUUGGAGCCAAUAAGGACGAAUACAAACAACAUGCAGAUACUCUCUUUUACAAACAUAUAUUCAAUGUGAGUCAAGAAAAAGGCCAAGUAGGACUAGUUCCCACAAAAGCACUUGUUGAGCUUCCUAAUCAGACGUUUAAAACUUUAUUAACACUCAUGGAGAAGAGAGAUUCCAUUGAGAAUAGAAAAGUGAGAAACUUUUCAGUCAUCAAAAAGGCACAACCUCAAAUCUCCAACUCGUCGUCUGAAAGGUUAGGAACAUCAUCAAGUAAUACGAGUAGCACCACGACCCCACCCACUCCGCAGGAUCAACCCAACACUUCUUCCAGUAAUAAUAAUAAUAGUACUACUACUACUACUGGUGCACUGACAUCCUCUUCGGAACCAGCAGCUCAAGACAAGAAGAGUAAAUUAUUUGGCAUAUUCAAAAAGUAA
Naegleria lovaniensis is the source of this 2583-nucleotide messenger RNA. RefSeq lists its product as uncharacterized. The record is from RefSeq and is a predicted model, not a curated record. The coding region runs from base 1 to 2583 and encodes 860 amino acids. The transcript is spliced from 4 exons. Gene Ontology annotation, molecular function: guanyl-nucleotide exchange factor activity. Lineage: Eukaryota; Heterolobosea; Eutetramitea; Acrasida; Naegleriidae. Gene Ontology annotation, biological process: intracellular signal transduction.